Messenger RNA from Cloeon dipterum, 2841 nucleotides. Its product is annotated as protein yellow-like. The coding region runs from base 1466 to 2572 and encodes 368 amino acids. The record is from RefSeq and is a predicted model, not a curated record. The transcript has 11 exons. NCBI's taxonomy places the organism in Eukaryota, Metazoa, Arthropoda, Insecta, Ephemeroptera, Baetidae.
UUCUCUUUUAAAAUUACAAAAAUGAAAAGCUUUUGCACUUGUGACCACGGAAUUUUCUCAAAUCUUCCGGAGAACACGUUAAUUUGCCCAACUUGCAAUAAGUUAAUAUUUAGGAAUGCUCCACAACAACCACCACGCCAGCCUGUUGAGGAAGCUCGAGCCAUGCCGAGUUAUUUCCCUUUUCCCAGUGGUUCUCAAGCUCAAGGUUCUUAUUUUCAAGGGUAUUGUAGAACUCCUCCGAGAUUUCCUGGAAUGCCGUUCGAAUCUGGACCUGUUCUCUUUUUACCAGUUCCGCCACCCACACCUGUACAAAUUCCACGCAGGACCGAACCUUUUGCGCCUCCUGGAAAUGCUUCAGGGUCCAGUAAUUAUUAUGCGUCACUAUGUUCCUGGUGUUAUAUUGAAAUUGGGUAUCUCGCUUGGAAGAAGGUUUACCUCGAAGAAGAAAUAGCCCAAGUUUGUCAAUUUUGCCUCCAGAGAACAGAGAUUUCAUCAAAGAGGCAAAUUUUGGAAUUCAUCAAAUUGAGUCGAGAAAUGUCGGAAGAAUAUACGUCCGAUCCGUACACAGAGGUUUCCGGGGUCAUCGGAUACGUGAAACAUACCAUCCAGUGCAGCGAAUGCCAAAGAGAAAUUCCGCGAGAAACAUAUGCCCAACAUUUGCGCAACAUUCACAAUUUCGGUGUUGUUGUGCAAUGUGUACAGAAUUGCAAGAAAUUCUUCACACUGGAAGAGAUUGAUGCUCACGCUGCAACUUGCAGAAAGAUUUGCCGCACAUGUGUCAACGAAGGUGAUGCUUUGCAGCGACAUUUUGCUCAACAUGUCGCCCGUCAUCACAACCAUCUCGUGGUUUGCGACUUCGACGGUUGCCUGAGAAUCUUUCCCUGUUAUAGAACAGUUUUUGACCAUAUCAUUCAUGAACAUAUCUGGCAAGAAGUCUCGUUUUAAUUUUAUUCAACAAGCUUUAUGAUUUUACACAUUUAAAAAGAAUUUCUGCCUGAUCACACAGUGAUUUUUGCUUUUGUGAUCUUUUGUUUAAGGCAUGUAAUUUUUUAGAUAAGGAUGUAACAUUAAAAACACUUUUUUAUUGCAACGCGAAACCCUGGAAUUCUAUCUUAGCUAAACAAAUACAUAACAAUUUGAAACAUAAAUUUGGAAUCGUGAUUUUUCUUUUAAAAGUUAAAAGCAUAACAGAGAGAAGCUGCUGUAAACAUUUACAGAUAUAUCUUGUCCUAAAUUGUAAAAAGCUGCUGAGCGACUGAGAUUAGAGCGAAACGCGGAGGCGAACCGGCAACCUCUCUUCCAUAGGGCCAAGAAGGUCACCGCCCGAAACGUGAAUAAUUACGUCACGUCACGUGACUCGAUUCGCGAGGCCGACGCCACCACUCCGCUCAGCAACAGCACACAGCCUCACAACGAGAAGAGGAGCCGCGCGAGAAGCACGCCCGUGUUUGAAGAAGCUGGAAGCAUGACUCCCUUCUUCGCCACCUUUUUCUUGCUUGGCCUUUCAUCCGUGGCCGCCACGACCAACUUCAAUCAAGUCUACGAGUGGAAAGAAUUGGAUUACGAGUGGCCGUCCGAGGCCAGCAGGUCAAAGGCCUUGAAAGAUAAAACUUUCGAACCAGACAACAUUUCUCCUCAUUUCAUUGCGGUCUACGGUUCAAGACUCUUCCUCAGCCUUGAGAGUUAUGGCGGCAUUCCGGUGACUCUGGUGUCCUUGCCGACGAGCAGCGCGUCCUCCGCACCCCCGAAGCUCACUCCAUUCCCUUCAUGGGACAUGCAUGGAAAAAUAGGAGACUGCGACAAAAUUGAAGAAGCAAGAGGGCUGGAAGUGGACUCGGUUGGAAGGCUGUGGGUGCUCGACAGCGGAAGCAACACUUGCAAGGCCAAACUAUGGACCAUCGACUUGGCCAACAACGAUCAAACUAAACUCAUUCAUGAGAUUGAUAUUAACCAUUCCAUGCACGACUUGGUGCUCGACGAAACGCCAAACGGAACCUUUGCCUACAUCACGCGGUGGAGAGAAGAACACAUUGUCGUCUUUAGUUUGGAAAGAAACCAAAGCUGGUUUGUACACUGCACGCCAGGAUUACGUCUUAUUUCCAUCGCCCUGUCCCCAAAGGAUCAGGAACCAAGACAGCUCUACCUUGCCAAAUCCAAAGAACUCUAUUCAUUUUCCGUUGCCGCACUUCACAACGGAACUCGAAGAGUAAAUCCGAAACUAAUCGGAAACUGGACCGGACCACCAUACAGAAUGCUGAUGGACAACCAGGGGACCGUGUAUGCCGCCUUUUUGUGGAAGAAUUACGCAUCUUCUUGGAACUCUUCCCAACCACUUCAGGAGCAGCGUUUUCGUGAGGCCGCUGGAAAGGAUAGUUAUUGGCCGUUUACUAUUGCUUUGGACCAAAAUGGAACCCUUUGGAUGACGGUGUUUGACACGAACAGAGAAAAGCCAAGUCAGAGGCUUUUGAAGGCUGCAGUCGGAGCCAAAUCGUACAUGUUCGAGGCCCCGCCAGAUGGUUCAAGCGGUGCAGAGGGAAACGUUGCGGGAAAGCCACCUAAAGAAGAAUACUGAUCGACUUCGUUUUCCUCUUGGCUAUGGCCAUUUUGUAGUUUUACUAGCGGGCUUAUAAUCAUUUUCAGUUCAAAUAAAGGGGAAUUUAGUGAUUAUUAGAAAAGUGCAAGGAUUUUUUUAAUAGAGAGGUGACGUCAGUUGGAAGCCAUAGCGUAAGACCAUCAAGAAACCGCCCUUCAGCUUCAAAAAAUUCAAAAUCCUUCUGGUUUACCUCGUUUUGAUUCAAGAGUCUUUGUAACAGUUAAUAAAUUUUCGCAUGUUCAAAAGGA